AUGACUCAGUCAAAUCCUACGGACAAGACCCAAGGGGUCAUAGAUGUUGAAGCAUUGAAGAAAGAAAUUCGUGAACAAAUUUUAUCCGAACUGAAGGAACAAAAACCAGAACAAAAGCCAGAGAGACCAAAGAGAAAACUUAGUGAAAAACAACUAGCUGCAUUAGCUGCUGGAAGACAGAAGAACCCACGUUUGCUGGCGAAAAAAGCUAGAGAAGAAGCAAAAGCAAAGGAAGAACAAAAAGCAAAGGAAGCUGAAGCAAAGAAAGAGUAA
Trichomonas vaginalis G3 is the source of this 273-nucleotide messenger RNA. RefSeq lists its product as uncharacterized. Lineage: Eukaryota; Parabasalia; Trichomonadida; Trichomonadidae. Bases 1 to 273 code for a protein of 90 amino acids. The transcript has a single exon. The record is from RefSeq and is a predicted model, not a curated record.